AUGCGUGGAUGUAUGUCAAAAGUGAUGUUUUCUUCAUUUGCUUUUACUGCUUAUGUCGUUCGAUUAUGUAUGGCAGAUAUCAUCAAGCGAGGUCUACAUGAACGAAAGAUUUUGCGUAAAUCAGGUACCUACGUUGAAAUACCCAACAAUGUAUUGUUAUUAAAAGCCUUAUAUCAUCAAGUUAUUACUUCAGAAGAUCUUGAACAGUUUAGUGUACACUCUGUUGCCACUCUUUUACAAGAUGCUUUAUGGAGUUGUAGUGAACGGAUUCUUUCUCGAAAGACCUGGCGACUCAUCAACUAUGAAACAUGUACUCUUGACUAUUUAGCGACCAUUAUACCUAAAGAAAGUCAUCGACUAUUGACGGAUAUUACUGACUUUUUGGUAUUGGUGAUGAAACACAAGAAGGAUAAUCUAAUGGAUGCUUAUCAACUAGGGGAUACAAUGGGAAAAGUGACAUUAGGACCUAGUGAUUGUGAUCCUGUCUUGGCAGAGAAGGCAGGUCAUUUUUUGAUGCGAAUGAUCAUUGAACAAUCCAAACAACAAAAGCGACGACGACAUCAACAAUCAUUAACAACAGAAGCAAUCAAAACAGAAGCAACAAAGGCAAAAGCGAAAUCAUACGAUCGAAUGCUUCGACGUCGACAAAGAGAACAAACUUGGAUAUUGGAAAAUGAUGAAGAUAUUGGUUUACGCUCCUUGUUAUAUGGUUAUCCUCCCGAUCCUCCCGAAAAACCUUACCAUUCAAUUUUUGACACUGCAUUUCCCAAUGAUCCAACAUGUGAAUUAUCCUAUGCAUCACCUGUUUUAUUCAGAAUUCUUGCCAAUGUCAAUCAACAGCCACCUUCAACAACAAGCGAUUCAACAACUAAAAUGGUUUCAACAUCAUCAUCUUCAAUAAUGACAGAACAAGUAUCUUAUUCAUUAUGUCAUGCAUUUGAUGACGUUCAAGAAUGGUUUACUCAAUAUCAACAACAACAUCAACCAAAACGGUCAUCCAAUGAAAAAUCUCUUUUUCGAUCUUUAUCCAAGCUCAACCAAUCCUUCUCUCCUCUUAAAAAAACAAAAUCUUCACAACAACAACAACGUCAUAUAUAUACUGAUUCCAUCGAUACCACAUUGAAUACAAGAGAAAGUGGUCUAAGUCAAGAUACUUUACUAACGACGAAGACAGGUUUACAUUCAAUCAAAGAUAAAAGAACAAUAACAACUUCUUCAGCACUUAGAGAAUCCUGUUUGACGACUGAAUCCACUUUGACUGACAAAACCAAUCGUCGACUUUCUUAUAUGCGGAAAAUGAUUACAGGACAUCAUCGAAAACUGAUACAACAUCGCCAACAACAUCAUUAUCAACAACAACAACAACAACAGCACCAACAACAGGUAUAUUGA
Halteromyces radiatus is the source of this 1392-nucleotide messenger RNA. RefSeq lists its product as uncharacterized. The record is from RefSeq and is a predicted model, not a curated record. Lineage: Eukaryota; Fungi; Mucoromycota; Mucoromycetes; Mucorales; Cunninghamellaceae. Gene Ontology annotation, biological process: signal transduction. The coding region runs from base 1 to 1392 and encodes 463 amino acids. The transcript has 7 exons.